AUGACCGAACUGGUGGCGCGAACCCUUCCGUCUCCGUCAGGUGUGCAGAGUCCCGGACCGGACACUUAUAAAGGAUGGCUUUUUAAAUGGACCAAUUACCUCAAGGGAUACCAGCGCCGCUGGUUCGUCCUGAGCAACGGCCUCCUGUCAUACUACAGGACCCAAGCAGAAAUGGCACACACCUGUCGUGGCACGAUUACGUUGGCAACAGUACACAUAGAAGUGGGCGAUACCUGUCAUUUUGUUUUGACGAGUGGAGGGCGGAGCUAUCACUUGAAGGCCUGUUCGGAGGGGGAGUGUCAGCGGUGGGUUUCUGCUCUGCAACAGGCUAAAGCAAAUGCCACUCAAAUGAUGCAUCAAUCAGAUGACUCUGGUGAUGAGGGUCCACUGUCCCAGCCUGACCGAGCGCUGAUCCAAGGAGCACUUAAAAAUCUGGGCAGUAAACUCGAUGACCUCAGCACCUGUAAUGAGCUUAUAGGGAAGCAUGGUGCCGCCCUCCAGCGAUCCCUUAGUGAACUAGAGGAUCUGCGUGCCACCAUUGACGGCGCAGAUAAACUGAAGACCGUCAACGAACGAGCCACUCUCUUCCGCAUCACCUCCAAUGCUAUGAUCAAUGCCUGCCAGGACUUUGUGGAUCUAGCGGAAGCGCAUAGCCGGCGGUGGCAGCGUGCACUGCAGUAUGAGCGGGAACAGCGCCACCAUCUGGAGGACACCAUUGAGCAGCUAGCCAAACAGCACAACAGUCUGGAAAGAGCCUGGAGAGAAUCACCCAGCACACACAACAAAGAUUCAGAGAGAACGGCCGAGGGAGAAUCUAGUGAAGAAAAUGACGACAUAGAGUUUUUUGAUGCAAUGGAAGAUUCUCCAGCUUUCAUCACAGUGCCCGCGGACGAUCAGAUAAAGCACAGACACUUGAGCAGCAUGACGAGUGGAAGUUUAUCCAGUAACUGGAGCCAGGAGGACAAUGAUAAUUCAAGCACAUACUUGCGUAGGGGCAGACGUUGUCGCAUCCCAGACAAGCCCAACUAUUCCCUAAACCUCUGGAGCAUCAUGAAGAACUGUAUCGGCAAGGAGCUCUCCAAGAUUCCCAUGCCUGUGAACUUCAACGAGCCGCUGUCGAUGCUACAGCGCUUGACGGAGGAUCUGGAGUACAGUGAGCUUUUGGACCGGGCGGCUCGCUGUGACUCCUCCCUGGAGCAGAUGUGUUUGGUGGCCGCCUUCUCUGUCUCAUCCUACUCCACCACCAUCUAUCGCACGGGAAAACCCUUCAACCCGCUCUUGGGAGAGACCUACGAGCUGGACCGCUUGGAGGAGUACGGCUAUCGCUCCAUUUGUGAGCAGAUAAGUCACCACCCCCCAGCGGCAGCCCAUCAUGUGACAUCACAGCAUGGCUGGACCCUGUGGCAGGAGAUCACCAUCGAUAGCAAAUUUCGUGGCAAAUACAUUUCUAUAAUGCCGCUAGGCAGUAUUCACCUGAAGUUCCACUCGAGUGGAAAUCACUAUGUGUGGAGUAAAGUGACCUCCACUGUGCACAAUAUAAUAGUGGGCAAGCUGUGGAUUGACCAAUCCGGAGACAUUAUAAUAGCCAACCACAGGACCAAGGACACGUGCCACCUCAAAUUCUCCCCAUACAGCUAUUUUUCCAGGGAUGUUCCCCGCAAGGUAACGGGCGUAGUGACGGACAGCGAAGGCACCGCCCACUACAUCCUAUCAGGAACGUGGGAUGAUAAAAUGGAAAGUGCAAAGAUCAUCGAGAGCAGCCAUGGAUGUGGAGGAUCUGAGGGCAAGCAGAAAACCGUCUAUCAAACGUUACCAUCAAAACUACUGUGGAAGAAAUAUCCUCUGCCCGAGAAUGCCGAAAACAUGCAUUACUUCUCAUCUCUGGCCCUGACACUGAAUGAGCCAGAGGACGGUGUGGCCCCGACCGACAGCCGACUGCGGCCCGACCAGCGCCUGAUGGAGGCGGGUCUGUGGGACGAAGCUAAUGCUGAGAAACAGCGUCUGGAGGAGCGACAGAGGAUAGAGAGGAGGAAGAGAGAGGCACAGGCCAACCUGGCACUACAGGAGGGCAGGGAGGUGGAGAGCUAUCAGCCCUUGUGGUUUGAGAAAAGGACUGAUUCAGAGACAGGAGACAGCACUUACAUGUACAGAGGAGGAUACUGGGAGGCCAAAGACAGACAGGACUGGAGUCAGUGCCGUGCCAUCUUUUAAAGCCUCUCCUAUUAUUUCCAACAACUGACUGACCCAUGAUCUGUAUCAGGAAUGCUGCAUACCAAUGCUUCCAAGUGAAAAAUGUGGAAUAUAGAAAAAAAAAAUGUUUUAAGCACAAUAGAUGGAGGCACUUUAUUCCACAUCAAUCAGACUGAUGGACAGCAAUCACAUGCAUUACUAGAGGAAUGUAACAUAAGACUGCUGGAAGAUUUAUCUCAGUUUGCAUUUGUUUCAGGACAAAUGUAUGAUGUUCAAUUAUUUCACUGUUUAAUGACGUUGUUGCAGUCUUACAGAGCACACACUAUUUCUGAAGUAUGCAGAUUGAAUCCCUUAUUAAGACUGUGUUGUUCCAUUGAGAUAAAGUAUAGAUAAGGUGCAUAUGUAGUUCACAUACAGUAGUACAGACAUCGUCCACAUGCAACCUAGAUAGAAAUGAGAUCAGUGAAUCGAUGUUGCUUCUACUAAAUAACAAGCUAAAUCAUUAGAUGUCAGAUUUUUAUCCAAUAAUCUAUUUUAUGGCAGUCCAUUUAGGCAUUUAGUACAAGUGUUAUGUUCUGUUAUUGUGUGGGUGUGGGACAAAUUAUGACUUAAUGGACAUUAUAAUGAAACGUGUCCAUAUAAAGUCCUAAGUAAAUGUUUGCAAACAAACUAAAAACAUCCAGUAAUUUAAUUUCAUAUUUAUUUAUUUAAGCAGAUGAACAAUUUAAUGACCCAUCUGCAGGUUAGUACAUUAGUACAAAAACAUGAUUGCAUAGUUUUUAUAACAAUUAUGCAAAUCAAGCUAAAUUUAGUGUGUUUGCAAACCUUUGCUAAUUGCUUUAUUGUCUAUAUCUAGCAUUUUGUGGUAGCAAUACUUCCUAGUUUUCACUUUUACCUGUUAGAUUUCCUGAAUUUAUGCUGCAAGAAACAGUAAUGUAAAAUGUUGACCAUAAACUGUACACAGUGAGAAG
Misgurnus anguillicaudatus (oriental weatherfish) is the source of this 3161-nucleotide messenger RNA. It is a transcript of the gene osbp2a, whose product is annotated as oxysterol binding protein 2a. NCBI's taxonomy places the organism in Eukaryota, Metazoa, Chordata, Actinopteri, Cypriniformes, Cobitidae. Gene Ontology annotation, cellular component: perinuclear endoplasmic reticulum; plasma membrane; cytosol. Gene Ontology annotation, molecular function: cholesterol binding. The record is from RefSeq and is a predicted model, not a curated record.